AGAUUUGUCCGAGAACCAAUCCUAACAUGAAGAUCAUUUAUCUGCUGUUCGCAUUCCUUUUCCUUGCAUUCCUGUCUGAACCAGGUAAUGCCCAGCCCGUGUGUUAUAGUAGAAGAGGAAGCUGCCUUCAUGUCUGUCUACCCCCCUCUGUGGACCUUCAUAGAUUGGACUGUAGACAUGGAUGGACAUGCUGUAGACCCCACUAUGGAAAAUAAUGCCAUCUCCAUCUACCACCCUGGACAUCUUCAAGAUAUGGCUAACAACCUGAGAUCACCGCCUGCUAUCGCUUUA
Molecule: messenger RNA, 291 nt
Organism: Pantherophis guttatus
Lineage: Eukaryota; Metazoa; Chordata; Lepidosauria; Squamata; Colubridae
Source: RefSeq, a predicted model, not a curated record